CCGCUUCUGAGCUGGCCCACCUAACUCUUGCCCCUCCCACUUUAUUUCCCUACUGCCACCACAACUCCACUCCCCGCCCACCUCACUCCCCUCUCUACCCACCUUACUCCCCUCUCUACCCAACUCACUCUACUCUCUGCCCACCUCACUCCCCUCUCUACCCACCUUACUCCCCUCUCUACCCAACUCACUCUACUCUCUGCCCACCUCACUCCCCUCUCUACCCACCUUACUCCCCUCUCUACCCAACUCACUCUACUCUCUGCCCACCUCACUCCCCUCUCUACCCACCUUACUCCCCUCUCUACCCAACUCACUCUACUCUCUACCCACCUCACUCCCCUCUCUACCCACCUUACUCCCCUCUCUACCCAACUCACUCCCCUCUCCAGCCCACCUCACUCCCCUCUCUACCCAACUUACUCCCUUCUCUACCCACCUCACUCUCCUCUCUACCUACCUCACUCCCCUCUCUACCCCACCUCACUCCCCUCUCCACCACACCUCACUUCUAUCUCACCACUCCUGAGUUCUAGAACUAGUUGAAAUGGCUCCAGGAGAGACCGGUGUGGACUCUCUUAUUCCCCUGGUGUUCCUGUCCAACACCAACACCCUUCAACCCUCGACAUGUUUAUAGUAUUAUUUCUGUUCCAUGCGUGCACCCUACUAAUGAAAUAUGUCUGACAAAAAUAUUUUUCUCUUUACACUAUUGUUAUUAUGUCACCACCAUAUUUAAGGGCGGAAAUUGCCUGACUGAUAUUGAAUUAUAUCUGUGUUCGCAGUUGACAUCUUAUUAUUCAAGAAUGUAGCACUCUGAUUCACUGUGUUUAUGGUGUUUUGCGCCACAAAGUGACUUUAUUAUUAACACACACGUGGUUACAUUAACAUGCAUGUUUGUUAUAAAUGUAAAUGCAAUUGUGGUGUAGCACAUAUGACAGAUCAUGCAAAACGUCCUCAGUGCAGUGAAGGACUGUGAGGCGGAGUCAUGAGAUGUGUACUGCAGCCACUCGCCCUCAGUCUCCAGCUAGCAGUAGACACUUCUCGUGUGUUCUUACCGGUCACCUGGUGUUAUCUACAAAGAACAAGAAAGCCAGCGCAUCUCAGUUACACACAUACACACACACACACACACACACAACUUGCACAUAAUCAUAUAAACCUGCUGACACCUUUGGGGUACGUUUCUUUUGCCUUGUUAAGUAGCCUAUACAAAUACAGGAAUUUAAAUCCUGUUUGAAUAAGUUUAUUGAUGUAAUGGGUGUGAGCCAGGAAUAGGCGCUUCUUCCUCGCGCUGCCGAUUUGGUCAGAUCCGUUAUCACAGUAAGGUAGAUAUGAAUGGCUAAUAAAACAUUUCAUUCAAAAGUAUUAUUAUCCUAAUAACAGGCCUUUUUACACUGCAUGCGUAAAUUCAACACCGCUGGCUAAGCUGCGUCGACAAACGUCACACGGUCACAUGACCGCGACAACGAAAACACGGACAUGCUGGGCGGCGCGCGCGGCACGAGAGGUACUUUCCCGUAGCAAACGUCACGAGCCAGCUGGCGCGCUCGCGACGUAGCGCUACGCUUCCCAGCGUGCUGGACUUAAGCCGCGUCAUUGCUUGCCGCCCCCGCCCCCGUACGUAGCUACACAUGCACUGAUUAUUCCUCAGACUGUGCAGAAGCCCAGGAACAGCCGGCGAUCAUGGCCGACACGGAGGAGCCGAGUCUCGGCGAGGAUCCGGCGACGCGCGGAGCCUCCAAGCCGGACUCCGAGCGCACUCCGCGGCCGCCGCAGACGGCCCAGCCCGCUGUCGGUGUGGUUAGCCACCUGCUCAGCCAGCAGUCCUCGCUGAAGUUCGACAAGAAUAUCAAACAGGCCUUUUACAACACGGGGGCUAUGAUCUUCGUGGCGAUAUGCUGCGGGGCGGCGGUGCUGGUCUACUUCAUCCUGGAGGCCUUUCUGCGGCCGCUGCUGUGGGCGGUGUUGUGCGGAACUUUCUUGCACCCGUUUAAGCACUCUCUAGCCCGGCUGGGUCGCUCUUGGCUAGCGGGUCUUCAGGACAGCGGCACGCCGAUCGUGGUGGGGACGAUGCUGGUGCCGGUGUGGUGUGUAAACUACGGGGUGGAGACGCUGGGCGGGCUCGUGAUGGAGCGGCUCCGCGUGCUGCUGCUGAUCGGUGCCGGGGCGCCGACGCUCUACUUCCUCUACUUGUUCUGGAGCGUGAUUGGCAUGCAGGUGGUGCUCGGUCAUCUCUGCGCUAUCAUAUGCUGUGCCCUCGAUUACUUCAACGCCUUCUGGGUUGGUACGUUGGUGGUCGGCUACGUGCUGGCUGUUGCACUGAAGUGGACCCCUGGCAUGGAGGGCUAUCUGCGGGCCAUGUCUGUGCCAGUUUGGACCACCCUCAUAUUCUACCUGGUGUCUCUGACGGGGGCUUGGCGAGUGCCGGUGUUUGUAGUGGUGGUUGCUCUGCUGAUAGUGGGCUCCCAGGAGAAAGCACCCGUACCAGGGAAGGGUGAGCUGACGGGGCAGGUCCUUUCCUUUGCGGCUAACACUAUCUACAUGGCCAUUUCCUGCAGUAACUUUCGCACUGCUGCUGCAGGAGAAGACAGUAGUAGCCCAGCACCAUCGGAAGGCCCGAGUGGGGGUGGUCCAUCCAGAAGGGUUAGUGGCAUUUUCAGUGCUCCCCGUCGGCCUCGGCCGGAGCUCCAGGGGCUCCGGCACAAAGAGAAGGCCAGCGACAUCUACUUUGUGCUGCUGGUGUGGGCCAUAGUGCUUGUCCAGAUCUGGCUCAACCUUUGGAUCCUGCAGCUACUACCAAUCCCUUUUGCUGUGUGGGUAAUUAAGAAGCUGGUGGUGCAUUUUGGGGUGAAAGAUUUCGCAGCAAGGACCCUGACAGCUUGGUGGGAGGUUCUAGAGAAGUUUGUCCGAGACAGACAGGAUGCUUUGCUGCCUGGUCCAAUCAAAGGGCUCGCAAAAUUUUUACUUCGGGUCGAUACCAAGCUCUGGCAUUGGCUUAACAAGCAGAUGAUCGUGUGGUUGGAGAGAUCUCUGGAUAAGCUAAUCAGCAUCUUCAUCAUUUUCCUGCUGGUCACAGGAACCCUGCUGAUGGCUCUCCUGCUCACCGCGAUGGUGCACCAUGAAAGUGCCCAUAUCAUAGAGGUCACUAGCAACCUGAUCAACGAGACCCUAGCCAACCACCCUGAGUGGGCCAAUGUCCGUGUGUGUUGUAGUUGGCUUCCCGAGGCUCGUGUGGUUCAACGGGCUCUAAACUCUGCUGCCACAAAUGUUUACCAGCAUGGGAGAGAAUGGAUAACUCAAAAGCUUCAUAAGAUGCUUGGUGAUAAGGUGAACAACACAGCCGUGAUAGAGAAGCAGGUUCUGGAGCUGUGGGACAGGCUUUACCACUCUUGGUUUAUUAAGAACGUGUCAUACAGUGGGCGUCACCGUGGACAGAAGCUCCACCUCCAGAGACAGCAUGGCUGGUUGGGUGACAUCCUGGAGUGGCAAGACAUUGCCUCCUUCCUGCAGGAGAACAUAGAAACAUUGCUCUCCAUUGUGGAGUCUCUCUGGGUGGUGAUGAGUCGGAACGUUGGCUUGCUCAUCUCCACGACAACCACUUUGCUCACAGUGCUCUUCCACAGUGGUACUGCCCUGCUCAACUUUGCCCUGUCACUGGUGAUUUUCCUGACCACCCUGUUCUACUUGUUGAGCUCCAGUGGUGAGUACUAUAAGCCUGUGAAGUGGGUGAUCAGUCUGACCCCCCUAUCCCAGCCUGGACCCUCCUCCCAUAUCAUCGGUCAGUCUGUGGAAGAGGCCAUCAGGGGUGUGUUUGAUGCGUCCCUUAAGAUGGCAGGCUUUUAUGGCCUCUACACCUGGCUCACACAUACUAUCUUUGGCAUCAACAUCGUCUUCAUCCCCUCAGCCAUGGCAGCUAUCCUGGGCGCGGUGCCAUUCUUGGGGACGUACUGGGCUGCGCUGCCUGCUGUUCUGGACCUGUGGCUGGCGCAGGGAGAGGGAGCCAAAGCCCUGCUGCUCCUGCUCGGUCAUCUGCUGCCUACGUACUUCGUCGACACCGCCAUCUACUCGGAUAUAUCCGGGGGGGGUCACCCCUAUCUGACCGGCCUGGCGGUGGCGGGUGGAGCGUACUACCUGGGCCUGGAGGGGGCCAUCAUAGGCCCCAUCCUCCUCUGCAUCCUGGUGGUAGCAUCCAACAUCUACAGUGCCAUGUUAAUGAGUCCCAGCAGCAGCCAGCCAACACCUGUACAGAGCAGCUUCCCCCAACACCUGGGCAGGCCCUUUCUGGAGUCCCCUGUACUGCUGAAGAGAGGAGGGGAGUGAAGUGAAAGACUUGUGCUGUGAUCCACCUGCUCUGCUGCCCCUUCGUCCUGCCUCCUCACGCGGGCCUGCGCGUGGGGUCUCCCUGGUAGCUUGGCAGGGGCAAAGACUCCGCCUCUGCCGUCCCAGCCGCAGGACUGUUUGGCUCCAGAUUCAGAACUUAACUUAAACUGCCGCGGUACUCUCACAACAACGAGCUGCCAUGGCUGCCGAUAAAGUGGCACUACCAUUCCGUGAGGGCAUAUUUGCUUAUGAGCUGUGCCGCGUUCACUAAAGUCAGCGCGCUAUAAGCGUGUUAUUAUUUACAGAGCUAACACACGAGAGCAAAGUUCCGUCAGCACUGGCGUGGACAACAGGAAAGUUUAACACUCCGACGCUAAGGUAACUAACCUAGCACGCUACAGCUGGCUUGCAGGUUUGGGUUUACACAAAUAACUAACACGGCAGUGUUGAGAUCAGAGUACGUUUUUGCUAUUUAGUUGUGUGGCGGUUGUUUUUUGUUCGUUAGCUGAAUUAGUGUUCACAGAGUAUAGCUUAAUAACUUAAUGAUUGACUGAUAUGCCAUGAACAACAUUGUGGGCGCGUACUCAUCCAUUAAUUAUACUUAUACGUUUUGCUACUUAGAAGUUAAACGUUCAUUUGUUCACCAUGUUUGGUACAUGUUUGGAAAUCCUGUGGUUUUAAUCCAUAUUGAGGAUUUUUUUUUUUUUUUUUUUU
Electrophorus electricus (electric eel) is the source of this 5034-nucleotide messenger RNA. RefSeq names its product transmembrane protein 245 (gene tmem245). The record is from RefSeq and is a predicted model, not a curated record. Lineage: Eukaryota; Metazoa; Chordata; Actinopteri; Gymnotiformes; Gymnotidae.